Molecule: messenger RNA, 1119 nt
Organism: Cinclus cinclus
Lineage: Eukaryota; Metazoa; Chordata; Aves; Passeriformes; Cinclidae
Gene: ASCC1
Product: activating signal cointegrator 1 complex subunit 1
Exons: 11
Coding region: 52-1017 (321 amino acids)
Biological process (GO): DNA alkylation repair; regulation of DNA-templated transcription
Cellular component (GO): nucleus
Molecular function (GO): RNA binding
Source: RefSeq, a predicted model, not a curated record
CUCCACCGCCCAUGGCCCCUCCGAGCCACUCCGCGUAGGACGAGGAGCAGGAUGGACGUGCUGCGGCCCCCCUUGAUAAGGAUCGGGGGGAGAGUGUACAGGAAGAAUCUCAUCCAAGAGCAGGCCUUCCCACACGAGGAGGAAGAGGACUUCUGUGCAGGCCCCGGUGACUGCGCAGACGAACCCUGCGAUGCCUUUGUGGUGGAGGAGACUGAGCGAGGCUUCCAGUGCCGGGUGGAGGUUCCCAGCCCCUUAUACAAGUACAUCAUUGGGAAGAAAGGGGAAACCAAGAAGAGACUAGAAACAGAGACUCGAACCUCCAUCAGCAUUCCCAAGCCUGGAGUGGAAGGAGAAAUCGUGAUCACGGGGCAGCACCGCAGCGGUGUCGUCUCUGCCCGGACGCGCAUCGAUGUGCUCCUGGACAGCUUCCGCAAGAAGCAGCCCUUCACACACUUCCUGUCCUUUGCUCUCAACCAGCCUGCCAUCCAGGAGAAGUUCCUGCAGUUCAAGGAGGAGGUGCUGGAGAAAUGCUCAAAGGAUCACGGGGUCAGCAGCAGCCUGUUCCAGAACCCUGCAAAGCUUCACCUGACUCUUGGGACGCUGGUGCUCCUGAACGAACAAGAGAUUCAGAAAGCUUGUGACCUCCUGCAGCGAUGCAAAGAGGAUUUUGUGGACCAAAUUACUGGAGGGCAGCCCCUGACUGUGGAGGUGGUGGGAGUGGAGUACAUGAAUGAUGACCCUGCCAUGACGGAUGUCCUUUAUGCCAAAGUCCACAUGAAGGACGGCUCAGACAGACUGCAGAUGGUCGCUGAUCAGCUGGUGGAGCGGUUUGUGGCCUCUGGCCUGAUGCUUAAAGAAUGGGAUAGGGUGAAGCUGCAUGCCACAGUCAUGAACACUCUCUUCAGGAAAGAUCCAAGCGCUGAAGAACGAAACAACACAAUGACUGGUAAAUCAUCUUUCAAGGAGCGGGAGUCAUUUAAUGGCCAAAAUAUCCUCAAGAUGGCUGUAGCAGACUGAUGCUGUGGUGCUUGACCCCUGCAAGUGUCCAGAGAGAAAAGAGGUGCACAGAGGAGCAGAAAUGGAAAACAGCACCGGCUUGUAAACAAAUUUGCAAUCCUC